Molecule: messenger RNA, 805 nt
Organism: Camellia sinensis
Lineage: Eukaryota; Viridiplantae; Streptophyta; Magnoliopsida; Ericales; Theaceae
Source: RefSeq, a predicted model, not a curated record
GGUGUGAUGGCAAUUCUGGAUAUCCAACUGAAUGCUGUUUCUGUGGUGAACCUCAUAAUGUCAAUAGGGAUUGCUGUUGAGUUCUGUGUGCACAUAUCACAUGCCUUCUCUGUAAGCCAUGGAGAUAGGAGCCAACGGGCAAAGGAGGCUCUGCGUACGAUGGGAUCUUCUGUCUUCAGUGGAAUUACACUCACAAAGCUAGUUGGAGUCAUUGUCCUUUAUUUCGCAAAAUCAGAGAUUUUUGUGGUUUAUUACUUUCAAAUGUACCUGGCAUUGGUUAUUAUUGGAUUCUUACAUGGGCUUGUGUUUUUGCCGGUGGUAUUGAGUAUGUUUGGUCCACCAUCGAGAAGUGUGCCCAUUGAAAGAGAGCAAGAACUUGAGACUUCCACUUUGUCACACUUGACUGAUUGACCAAAUGCAUUUGAAAGUUGGGUGGUUUUAUGAUGUAAAAUUAUGCCAGCAAGAAAUGAAAACAAAAUGACGGCAAGACGGAAAACAAACAAAUAAGGAGAAACAGGGAAAGGAAGAAAGGACAUGCAUGUACAACGAGUUAAGGAUAUGUAAUUGCUUUCUACCCAAAUUAACAGUGCAUAUAUUUUGGUCGAUGCUUAUGGUGUCAGUUUCUGUUAUCUUCACAUUUGUUGUCAGGAUCUCACCAUUUCUUUCCUUGUCAUUAAGCUAUGUUGUCAAUAGUUGACCCAAACAUUAGUAGGUUGGUUUUGGGUUUGGAUCUAUAUCUAAAUUUGUAUAAUAAUGUAUUAUUAUGUCACGUGAUACCAUGUAGCUACCAAAGUAGCAAUUUUGA